Messenger RNA from Meloidogyne enterolobii, 353 nucleotides. NCBI's taxonomy places the organism in Eukaryota, Metazoa, Nematoda, Chromadorea, Rhabditida, Meloidogynidae. The record is from the annotation of a GenBank genome assembly.
CUUUUAAUAAAUGUAACAAAACUUUUAUUGAGAAGAGAGAGUUUAUAUAUGGGGAGAGAUGUGUAAAACUCCCAGAUUUGUUUUUUAAUUAUUUUUUUUUCUGCUGUCAAUUUAUGUGUAUGUGUCCCCUGCCUCCAACCAACCACCCGACUUUUACUCUUUACCCAUUAUUUAAUCUUUCAAAAUUUUUUGCUUUUCUGUUGUCAUUUAAAUUGGUUUUUUUAACGUUACGCUUAAAAUGUAUUUUUUUAAAUAAUUUUGUCGAGAAAAUUGGACAAUUAAUUAGAGUUUGGGGGAAUUUUGUUUCGAUUAAAGAUUUUAAAAAAAUUCUAAAAAUUAUAGCUUGUUUAUAG